AUGAAGUUGCUCGCUGGUUGUUGCUUGCUCGCCAUUGCAUUGUUUCAUUAUUCAGAUGCCGGUUGUUCUUGUCCACUGCAACAUCCUCAGCAAGCGCUCUGUGAUGACAACGCCUUUGUACUGAAGGUCAAAAUACUAAACAGAAAGACGUUGUCAGGUGGACCAAGAUCAGAACGCCGCGUUUAUAAAGUUAAAGUCUUAAGGGAUUACAAGAACACAUUUGACCCUAUUCACGGAAAUGAAAAGAUCUACACGAGUAGUUCAAAGGAACCCUGUGGAGUAUAUUUCAGUAGGAAAGUAACAUACAUCAUAAGUGGAUAUAAAUCUGGCGGGAGGUUUGUGACAAGUUCCUGUUUCUGGAACCAGAAGAUCUGCACCGUCACGCGCUUCCAGAAAUUCGCUCUCAAGACUGGUCUAUACAAAUCCAACUGUCAGUGCAAGAUCAAAGACUGUACAGACGGAUUCUGCAAUCCCCCAACGAGAGAAGACUGUGUCAUCAAAUCAAACAGAGGCUGCUUCCUAGAAAAGAACGCAUGCGUCCAGAAAUCAAACUAUGGCUCCCUGCAUUGUGGCUGGAAAUCAAAUACUUGUGACUCGGAUUCCACCUUUAAAGUCAACAAGCAGGUUGUUUAUGAACCCACGGAAACCGAGGUUCUAAAUCAUAAGACCUUCGAACAGACUGUACACAGAUUGUUUGAUCCACCUGCGAAACCAGACCAUGGGCCAGAGUACAACCACGCAGCACCAGGGCCGUACACAACACACGUCCAAAAAAUCGUCGAUCAUGUCGGGGGAAAUGUUGGCCACUAAAUUCAUUUUACCAACAUUUUUGAAAUAUAUUUAUGUAACAGAUUUUUUUAAUGUUGAUAUUUAAGUUAUGCAUUUGUUUUGAAUUUGAAAAUAAUCUUUUA
Molecule: messenger RNA, 911 nt
Organism: Ostrea edulis (European flat oyster)
Lineage: Eukaryota; Metazoa; Mollusca; Bivalvia; Ostreida; Ostreidae
Product: metalloproteinase inhibitor 3-like
Exons: 5
Coding region: 1-810 (269 amino acids)
Biological process (GO): negative regulation of membrane protein ectodomain proteolysis; negative regulation of endopeptidase activity
Cellular component (GO): extracellular matrix
Molecular function (GO): metalloendopeptidase inhibitor activity; protease binding
Source: RefSeq, a predicted model, not a curated record